CACACGCCAGACGGGGAGAGAGAGAGAGAGAGAGAGAGAGAGAGAGAGAGAGAGGAAUCGGACGGCUCUAAUCUCUCACAGGGUGGAACGGAUGGCGACGAUGGGAUACCGGAGCUCGAGCUGCAGCGCGUGGGUCUUCUCUCUCAAAGCCGUGGUGGUCUCGGCCGGCGUCUUAUCGACGGCCCUGAUGCUCCGCCUCUCGGGACCAUCGAUCAUAAAGUUCCUGGCCUCCGAGUUCCCCCGGAUGUACCUCUCCCUGCUCUCCUGGCUCACCCCGCCCUACCUCUACUUCGUCAUCAACGGUAUCAUCAUCUCCAUCGCCGCCUCUUCCCGCUUCCAGAAGCCAGCCCCCGAGGUCCCCGAUCCGGUGGGAUCCGCGCCGUCGCUGGCGAAUCCGACGGUUAUCCAGCCGCCGGAGUACGUGCCUCCGACGGAGUACGUGGAGAAGGUCGCGGAGGGCGUGCGGCCCGAAUUAGUCGCGCCGGCGGUGUACGGAGGAGAGGAGGUGGGGGUUUCAGGAGUAGAGAUGGCGGCGGCGGUGGCGAAGGAGGCGGCAAAGGAGGUGGAAGGCGAGGAGGAGUUCGUGAUAUCGAGAUCGACCUGGUCGCCCAAGCGGAGGGUGUCGAGGGAGACGGCUACGGCGAUGGAGUAUUCGGCCGUGACAGAGAAACCUCUGGUUUCCGUCAGGUUCGGUCACCGAAAAAACGUGAAGCCCAGCCCCGAAGGGAACGCGCUGCGGGUGGCGAGGCCGAAGCGGAACGACACGCUGGAGAGCACGUGGCGGACCAUCACGGAGGGCCGUCCGGUCCCCCUCGCCCGUCACCUCAAGAAGUCGGACACGUGGGAGACCCACGGCCGCGCCUCCCACAACGAACAGUCCCCGGCCCCGCUGGUGCGCAAGUCCGAGACCUUCAACAACCGGGCUGGCCGGUCGCCGGCGGCUUCGUCCUCGCCGUCGCCGUCGUCGUCUGGCGGCCGGCUGAGAAGGGAGCCGUCGCUGGGGCAGGACGACCUCAACCGGCGCGUGGAGGCGUUCAUAAAGAAGUUCAACGAGGAGAUGAGGCUCCAGCGGCAGGAGUCGUUCAAGCACUACUUGGAUAUGAUCAGCCGCGGCAGCCACUAAAGGAAGGAGGAGGAAGAGAGAGAGAGAGAGAGAGUUUGUGUAUUACCGUGGACAAGUAAACUGUUGAGUUGUCGCUAGAAACUUAAGAAGGAAAAUAUGAAGUAGAAGAGUGGUUUGUUUUCCCUCUUUUUAUCUGGGAUCAGAAAGAAAACUGAAAAAACAGAGGAAGCUGUGUGAGUGAUGCUUGUUUUAUUUAUAAUUAUUUUUUAUUUGUUGGUUUUUCGCUUUUCCUAAAUUUGGGUUUCGAUAUAUAUGUAUAUAUACCAACGAAAUCAGGUGAAGUUGUUGUGGUUUAUAAACAUUUUGUUUUCUUGUUUCCUCAA
Phoenix dactylifera (date palm) is the source of this 1446-nucleotide messenger RNA. RefSeq lists its product as uncharacterized. NCBI's taxonomy places the organism in Eukaryota, Viridiplantae, Streptophyta, Magnoliopsida, Arecales, Arecaceae. The record is from RefSeq and is a predicted model, not a curated record.